UUAAACCUUAAUCACUACAAAUCUCAAUCAUGCGCACUCGUAUUUUUUUUAUCAGUAUAAGUACAUGUUAUGGUUCUUCCAGAGUUACAAAGCCACUGGACCUACGCUGGAAAAAUGUAAAAAGCUAGAGCCCUCUUCGACCGACCUGCAAGAAUUUCCCUCGAGUCGAGCAUUUUUAGCAGCGAAACAAUGGACUGCCAUCAUCGCAUUGAAGUGCCCCUCCGGGCAGGAAAGAAAAUGAAAAAACGUCGGGAGCUGGACGCCCUGAUAGCCUCCCAGUCGUCCUCGUCGAAGAGAGCCAAUCGAAGAACCCCAGGCGGGGGAGCCACACACUCCCAGGACAAACUGCUCUCGGUAUCCACCGAUGACCCUGAGGAUUACGCAUGGACAAACGUCGCUGGUUCUAGUCGGCGUAGUCAUCGGAAAAUUGCCUACUUCCGCAUGUGCGGCCCACUUUUAUUGGGAAUUAUUGGCAUUUUAGUUGUGGCGAUUUUGUACUGGUUGUAUUUCGAUCUACGCCAGCAGCUGAACGACUAUCGCCAGAAGAUCGAGGAGGUCUCAGCCAUGAGCAAAAAUUUUCCGGACACUUUGCAGAGAUGGCACGAGACUUCGUCUUACCUCCUGAAGAACCAAACCGCCGUCAUAUCGGAGAUAAACGAAAUGCAGAAAACUAUGGAGAGUCUACGCAACAACUUCAGCAAUUUGGAGGUGGCUGUGGUAGCUCAGAGAAACCAUGGAAAGGAAGAGAAGCUGGUGGCUGACUUUGGAGCUAAGAUCGAAGCCGUUGCCACAGAUAUAGAAGCCAUUAAGGAACACUAUAAUAAAUACACCGAGGUUCAGAAAAUUCUGCAGGCCGAGACAGAAGCAUUAAAGGUCAAUCUCUCGAACCUACCAACGCUUCAAGCCAGCGCCUUCCCCGCAAAUUUGUCUGAAGAUAUUUCAGCCAUUAACAAAACCAUUUCAAAUUCCUAUAAACUAUUGGCCAACGAUCUAAAGGAUGUGAAUAAUACCCUAAGCCAAACAACGAAAAUGCUCAGCGAAGAAAUAUCUCUGCAUAAGACAAAAAUAGACGACUUGCUGGAUCGGUCGGAGAAUAUAACGUCCCAUGUAGCCACAAUUAGUAAUAGUUGGCCCGAAUACAAGCAGAAAGUAGCCAGCUUCGAUGAGUCUUUAGAUAAAAUUGAGAAGGAGCUAUCGCAAACAAACAGCAAGAAUAUCUUGCUGGCUGCUUCAAUGGAUCAGCUAAAGAGCUUUUGCAUUCAGAGCAUGGGCAACAAAAAAACACCCAGCAGUGAAGAUAGGCCGUCAGUACCUAAGCCUGAAAUGAACGCCGCCAAGCAGGAAUUUAUAAAGCCUUCUGCAAAUGCCACAGUAAAUCUAACGGAACCCUUGAAGCUGUAAGCUAAUCCUUUCCCAAGUGGUGCCUGUUGUAUUACCAAAUUUUUUCGUUCCGUGUUUAGCCAUUAAGACUUCAUGGGUUCCAUGUGACAAACUCACAGCCAUCGAUAACUAAAUUACAUUUAACACACGAAAGCUGCAAUGUACAUAAGGUUCAAAGAGCUAUUAACUUAACGACGAAAUAUAGGAUGUCCAAGUGCACGUGUGAUUUCAUUUAAGUUUACUUUAAAGCCCGUUUUAGAAAAGUAACUGUACAUAAGGGAGUGAAGUAAGAUGUAAGUCCAAUAUUAUUCACAUUAGAUACAGUACACGAUAUGUAUUUUAUUUCCACAUAAUAAAGUCAAACUAAAGCCAACAAAAGUUGGACUGCAAAUCCA
Messenger RNA from Drosophila ficusphila, 1775 nucleotides. RefSeq lists its product as uncharacterized. NCBI's taxonomy places the organism in Eukaryota, Metazoa, Arthropoda, Insecta, Diptera, Drosophilidae. The record is from RefSeq and is a predicted model, not a curated record. Bases 190 to 1401 code for a protein of 403 amino acids. The transcript is spliced from 7 exons.